Molecule: messenger RNA, 995 nt
Organism: Tarenaya hassleriana
Lineage: Eukaryota; Viridiplantae; Streptophyta; Magnoliopsida; Brassicales; Cleomaceae
Product: ankyrin repeat and protein kinase domain-containing protein 1
Exons: 1
Coding region: 261-791 (176 amino acids)
Molecular function (GO): protein binding
Source: RefSeq, a predicted model, not a curated record
CGUUUUCCUUUUCAGCCAGAUUAUGUAAAUCUGCAUCCUUCAUUUCCUAGGCUGGCACUGUUUCAGAUUUCUAGCCAAAAGUAGUGCCUUUUUCAGUGACACUCUUGGGUAAGAUUGACGUACAAAAAUCAAGGAGAUCCGUGCCCUCAAUAGAUUCUUCCCUUGUAGUGAUCCAUCCUUGUGUCUUUCCUGCUUGAUUAGACUCUCCUAGUCCGUAAAAACUCCAUCCUUUCUACUUUAGUUCCGAGGAAGAGGACCAAAUGCUCCAAGAGCCGCCGGUACCGUUCUCUCUCCGGCGCAAUUCCUUCAGACGCCGGUCACCGAGGUCAGGUGUUGACUGUGAUGACAGAGGGUGGACCCCGCUCCACGUCAAAGCCCGAAAGGGCGAUCUCAAAGCUGUGAAAGAACUCCUUGACCAGGGGAUGGACGUAAACGCGCCUGCAUGGGGACCCAAAUCAAAAGGGGUGACCCCUCUCCACCUUGCCGCCAAAGGAGGCCACAUCGAGGUCAUGGACGAGCUUCUCGAACGUGGGGCCAACAUCGAUGCUAGAGCCUGGGGGGCCUGUGGCUGGACACCUCUUCAUGCCGCAGCCUAUGAGCGGAAGAGAGAAGCAGUGAAGUUUCUGGUCGAGAAUGGCGCUUUCUUGCCCGACGAUAUAAGCGACUGCAGGUUCAAUCCGCCGCUUCAUUACUGUCCUGGCCUGGAAUGGGCAUACGAAGAGAUGAAGAAACUCGGCUCGUCGACUACUUCUUCAUCUUGUGGAGACACUUCUUGCACCUCCGGGAGCUGAUGAUAUGAUCUGUCUCAGUGUGUGGUUUUUUUCUCGAGUCGUUGAAGUCAGACGCUUUGUGUCGGAAUGCUGUGGUGUGAUUUUUUUUUUGGUGGUUUGGUCUCUCUACGAAACUGGUUGUGGCUUUGUGAUAUGACAUUGGUCGGGGUAUUGUGCUGUUCUUACUAAUGUUGCGAUAUUUUAAAAGAUAGUUCGUCGUGUCAA